Molecule: messenger RNA, 1488 nt
Organism: Symbiodinium sp. CCMP2456
Lineage: Eukaryota; Dinophyceae; Suessiales; Symbiodiniaceae
Source: the annotation of a GenBank genome assembly
AUGACGGUAUCGAACGAGCUGAUGGCAGAGGUGGCACAUGCCGUGGUGGCAGAGGUCAACGAAACAUUUGGAGAGGAGGCUGCAUCAAAGCUGCAAUCUUACAAGCUGAUCCAACAUAUGGCUCGGGGGUAUAUUACUGGGCACGCAGCUAUCACGACUCGAAAAAUUUUAGCUGAACUGCCUGAACACCAAGCACCUGUGCCAGUUACUUGGGUUGACAUCGGAUUGGAACAAGAAUAUCCGUGCAUUCUGUACUCUAGCUAUCUUCGGGCACUAGCAGAACGGAACAGGAUGGAUGUACUUACUCAAGGUGUUGACCUUGAAGCUUUCUGGGGCAAGAUGCAACCAUUGCUUCCGAAGCAUCCAAUCUUCGAGCUGCCUGCAAGUGCAAGGGCUUAUACUAUUCCUCUUUUCCUCAUUGGGGACGAAGGCCGUGGAUACAAGAAGUCAGCUGUGUUCGUGUUGGGAGCAGAGCCAGUUCUCGGCACUGGCUGUGAUGCAGAAGACACCCAGACAUCGCAAGAUGAUAUGAAAAUGAACUUCCGUGGAAACACCACCCUUACCAGGCAGCUGUUUGCAUGCAUUCCCAAGACUGUGUAUGCCGACAAUGCCGAGCCCCUGCACAAACUUGUAAACAUCUGGGCAGAUGAUUUUGCAAACCUCUUCAAUAAUGGCCUGGAUAUCCGCAGCGGCGGCUGCACGCAGACAUGGCGAAUCGCCGUUUUAGGGCUGAAAGCUGACUGGCCAGCUUUGGUGGAAUAUGCCAUCUGUGUAUGGCCAAUACACAGCAAUGUCCUACUUGGCACGAAUGUUACACUUUGGGAUUUCCGAGUAACAGGAUGUGAUGCAAGGGGUCUGGACAAGAAUCUGGCCCACUUGUAUAAGGAAAUGAAAGCUUUCUCUGCUGACCGAAAUCUUUAUCUGCACAUGAACAAUUUGACGAAGGGGCUGGUGGGAAUAUCUUCGGCAGCAGACUUCCCGGUUGGGACAUGGUUCAAGGGAGCUGAUACAACAUUCGUCCUCAAAUUUCUUGUCUUCAAGUUCGAGACUGUAUUGGCAUCCGAAGUUCUGCAGGGCCACGAUCGGCUUUACUUCGCAGCAAUUCUUGAUUGCUUGCAAGCUUCUGAUGCAUUCUUGAGCUUGCUUUACAAAGCCGGGCUUUUUCUGGAAAAACGACGACUUGCGAGGGUUGUGCGACAUGGGCUGGCAAUGGUUUCUGGAUACAGUCGGUGUGCAGCACUGGCAAACGACAGGUCCCUUGCUCGUUUCAAACUGACCCCGAAAUAUCAUAUGCUCAUGCACAUUGUGCACCAAUUGCAGGUGGACAAAGAUCGUGGCCGCUCACCUCUCAAUCCCUUGUCGUACUCUUGCCAAAUGCCAGAAGACUUCAUCAAUCGCAUUGCGACUUUGUGCAGGAGUGUGAGUCCUCGUUUUGUGGGCGAGAGAGGUUUAGACCUCUACAAAAUCGCACUCGCAAAGGUGUGGUGA